Molecule: messenger RNA, 1817 nt
Organism: Hydractinia symbiolongicarpus
Lineage: Eukaryota; Metazoa; Cnidaria; Hydrozoa; Anthoathecata; Hydractiniidae
Product: rab5 GDP/GTP exchange factor-like
Exons: 15
Coding region: 28-1500 (490 amino acids)
Biological process (GO): vesicle-mediated transport
Cellular component (GO): endocytic vesicle; cytosol
Molecular function (GO): zinc ion binding; small GTPase binding; guanyl-nucleotide exchange factor activity
Source: RefSeq, a predicted model, not a curated record
AAAUAUAAAUAUUGUACAAGGGACGCUAUGCUUGCUCAUGAAGCAGUUCAGAGAAGCCGUUCGUCAAAGAGAUUGGGCAAUGCCGCAUUAUAUUGCAAGACAGGAUGUGGUUUUUUUGGUAAUCCAACCUGGGAAGGUUACUGUUCAAAGUGUUAUAAAGAAGUUUGCUUAAAAAAUCGUCACUGUGAAUCGUCAUUAAGUUCAGAUGAUUUUUUAUCUGCUCCUAUUCCUGAAUCUGAGGUUUAUUCAGUGACAGAUGGCGCUGCAGCUAAUUUAAAGUUUGAUAAAUUUGAAGAGAAAAAAAAGCAGAAACAAGAAUCUAAAAGGGAGAGCGUAAAGAAAUUUUUUAAAAAGAAUCCAAAACCAGACACGUCACCCUCCUACUCUGUACAUUCUCGAAAAGUUAAUUUUGAAGCAGCGAAAGCUGAAAUAAAAUCAACCUCGAGAGAUUUUGUUGAUUUUUUGAAAACAUUAAAACGACCGGCAUCAAAGGAUAUCAAAGAAAGAUGCAAAAGCUUCAUCAUUCGAAUUCUUCAAAAUUCAAAAUUGACAGUUGAUCAGCAAAGCGAGCUGGUUCAAGAUUUUUAUACUAAAAUAGCAACUCACAUUCAAUCUCAUCCAUCGUUUAAAGACAUGUCUGCUGAUCAAAUGGAAGCAAUGAUGGAUGGAAUCGAAAAAUAUAUUAUGACACACAUUUAUAAAGCCGUGUUUUGCCAUCCUUCUGCUGAUGAUGAGAGGAAAGAUAUCAACUUGCAAAAGAGAAUUCGAAGUUUUAAUUGGAUAACAAACGACCAAUUAGAAGUCAACAUCAACACGGAUAAUAAAGAAGUUGAAAAUCUAAUUGGUCAAGCACAACAAGAACUGGUUGAGAUAAACACGAAGAGAGCUCCUCAAGAUAAAUUGUCAUGUGUCGUCAAAUGUAGCACGUCUAUUUUUCGUAUGUUACAACUGACCAAUAAUGAACUGAUUGCAAGUGCGGAUGAUUUUCUACCUGCUCUUAUCUACAUUGUGUUACAAUCUAACCCUCCUCUCCUACACUCCAACAUACAAUAUAUCACACGGUUUUGCAAUCCAAACAAACUGAUGGCUGGUGAAGGAGGGUAUUACUUUACAAAUCUGUGUUGCGCAGUUUCGUUUAUUCGUGAAAACCUAGAUGCGCAAUCACUGAAUAUUUCUGAAGACGAAUUUAAUAGUUACAUGAAAGGUGAGAAACCAAUUCGUACACCAAAAAUUAUCCCUCGAAAAUAUACAGUCACGUGUGACGGUUUGGAGGAGAUGCAGCGUAACUUAGAGGAGAUUGCUCAACUGCGCGAAUGUCAAGCUAAAACAUUGGAAAAAUGUCGAACAAUGCGCAAAGAAAUGAAUGAAUUUCGAGAUGCAUUUAAAAAACAGAUAGGAGCUAUUCUGCUUAACGAACACCACGAGAAAGGUUUCGAACAUGUGCAAUUAUACAUUGAUCAAAUCGAAAGUGAAAGCAGGCCGAAAUUGAUUGACAUAUAAAGUUGGUGUCCAACAUGAAGGUUCAUCAGACCAAUGUGGGAUGCCAAAAAUCGUUACAUUUUUAAUGAUCAUGAGAGUAAACCAGAGCUUUGCUUUGGAACCAGUGCUUAAAACAGUUUGCUAUAAUUAGCUUGACAGUAAAUCUUCGAAACUAACGAACGCGAAAUUGUCAUGACAAAUGUCAGAUAGAUAUUUAGCUUUUGAAUGUGUUUUACAAUUACUGAUUUGAUGUAGAUAAAUGAAUUUGAUGGAUGUCCACUAUUUGUAACUUUUAUAUUGUUGAAAACUAAAUUAUUCUCGUGUUGUUGUCGAUAAAA